AUAGCCUUUGGACCCAAGAAUCGCUCAAUUGGUGCUGCAGCUAAAAGCCAGGUUAUUUCAAAUGCAAAGAAUACAGUACAAAGUUUUAAAAGAUUUCAUGGUCGUGCAUUCUCAGAUCCCUUUGUUCAAGCUGAAAAAGCAAGCCUUGCGUAUGAACUUGUCCAGCUGCCAACAGGCUCAACUGGCAUCAAGGCCAUGUAUAUGGAGGAAGAAAGAAGCUUUACUAUUGAACAGGUGACAGGAAUGCUUCUUACCAAAUUAAAAGAGACUGCUGAGAAUGCGCUUAAGAAGCCUGUAGUUGACUGUGUUGUUUCUGUUCCUUGUUUCUACACAGAUGCAGAAAGGAGGUCUGUGAUGGAUGCUACACAGAUUGCUGGUCUCAACUGUCUGAGACUAAUAAAUGAAACAACUGCAGUGGCCCUUGCUUAUGGAAUCUAUAAACAAGACCUGCCUGCCUUGGAAGAGAAGCCACGGAAUGUUGUUUUUGUGGAUAUGGGGCAUUCUGCGUAUCAAGUUUCUGUUUGUGCAUUCAACAAAGGAAAACUGAAAGUUCUUGCCACAUCAUUUGAUACAACACUUGGAGGCAGGAAGUUUGAUGAGAUGCUAGUUGAAUACUUUUGUGAAGAAUUCGGAAAGAAAUAUAAACUAGACAUAAAGUCAAAGAUUCGUGCGUUGUUGAGGCUGUACCAGGAAUGUGAAAAACUGAAGAAACUGAUGAGUGCUAAUGCCUCUGAUCUCCCAAUGAACAUAGAAUGCUUCAUGAAUGACAUAGAUGUCUCUGGAACAAUGAACAGAAGCAAAUUUUUAGAGAUGUGUGAUGGGCUCCUUGCAAGAGUAGAACCACCCCUUCGCAGUGUGCUGGAGCAAGCCAAGUUAAAGAAGGAAGAUAUUUAUGCAGUAGAGAUAGUUGGUGGUGCCACAAGAAUCCCUGCUGUGAAAGAGAAGAUCAGUAAAUUUUUUGGCAAAGAAGUCAGUACAACUUUGAAUGCAGAUGAAGCCGUUGCACGAGGUUGUGCACUGCAGUGUGCUAUUUUAUCCCCGGCUUUCAAAGUGAGAGAAUUUUCUAUCACAGAUUUGAUACCAUAUCCUAUUUCUUUACGAUGGAACUCACCAGCAGAGGAAGGGUUAAGUGACUGUGAGGUGUUUCCCAAGAACCAUGCCGCUCCAUUUUCUAAGGUCCUCACAUUCUACAGAAAGGAACCUUUUACUCUUGAGGCGUACUACAGUUCUCCUAAGGAGCUGCCCUACCCAGAUCCUGCUAUAGCUCACUUCUUGGUUCAGAAGGUCACUCCUCAAACAGAUGGAUCCAGUUCAAAAGUGAAGGUCAAAGUUAGAGUAAAUAUCCAUGGCAUCUUCAGUGUUUCAAGUGCGUCUUUAGUGGAAGUUCAUAAAUCUGAUGAGAAUGAAGAGCCUAUGGAAACAGAUCAGCAUGCAAAAGAUGAAGAGAAGAUGCAAGUAGACCAGGAAGAGCAACAAAAGACUGAAGAACAACAGCAGCCCCAACCCGAAAAUAAGGCAGAGUCUGAAGAAAUGGAGACUUCUCAGGCUGACUCAAAAGACAAGAAAGUGGAUCAGCCACCUCAAGCCAAGAAGGCUAAAGUAAAGACUACUACCGUGGACCUUCCCAUUGAGAAUCAGUUGGUGAAAAUUUCAUUAGCUCAUCUCUGGAAAUGUUCUUUUCAGCCAACUAAUGUGACAACUUGUUCACAGGGUAAAAUGAUAAUGCAGGAUAAGCUUGAGAAAGAGAGGAAUGAUGCCAAGAACGCGGUGGAAGAAUAUGUGUAUGACAUGAGAGACAAACUCUGCAGUGUUUAUGAGAAAUUUGUUAGUGAAGAUGAUCGGAAUAGUUUCACACUGAAGCUGGAAGAUACUGAAAAUUGGCUUUACGAGGAUGGUGAAGACCAACCCAAACAAAUUUACAUUGAUAAAUUGACAGAGCUGAAGACUCUGGGUCAACCGAUUCAGGCAAGAUUUCAAGAGUCGGAGGAAAGACCAAAAGCAUUUGAGGACUUGGGGAAGCAAAUUCAACAGUACAUGAAAACUGUUCAUGCAUUCAAAGCAAAGGAUGAACAGUACGACCACCUCGAUGAAGCGGAUGUAGCGAAAGUGGAGAAGAGUGCAAAUGAAGCGAUGGAGUGGAUGAACAACAAACUUAAUCUUCAGAACAAGAGAAGUCUUACUUUGGACCCGGUUAUAAAAGCUAAAGACAUACAAGCUAAAACUAAAGAGUUGACAAGUGUUUGCAACCCUAUAGUCACCAGACCCAAACCGAAGGUGGAACUGCCGAAGGAGGAGCAGAAGCCAGCAGAACCCAAUGGACCAGUGGAGGGGCAGGGUGAGGCUGGCAGUGCACCCCAGGAUGCUGAGCAGAGUGCGGCCCCUCCAGCCCCCCCGGAGAAGAAGCUGCCUGAGAUGGACAUUGACUGAAGGGCAGCACUUGCUGAUGUUACUGCAGACUACAAUAAAGCUUUAAGUUGU
Opisthocomus hoazin is the source of this 2478-nucleotide messenger RNA. The record is from RefSeq and is a predicted model, not a curated record. NCBI's taxonomy places the organism in Eukaryota, Metazoa, Chordata, Aves, Opisthocomiformes, Opisthocomidae.